Pygocentrus nattereri (red-bellied piranha) is the source of this 2944-nucleotide messenger RNA. It is a transcript of the gene rd3l, whose product is annotated as retinal degeneration 3 like. The transcript is spliced from 3 exons. Bases 296 to 1021 code for a protein of 241 amino acids. The record is from RefSeq and is a predicted model, not a curated record. NCBI's taxonomy places the organism in Eukaryota, Metazoa, Chordata, Actinopteri, Characiformes, Serrasalmidae.
GCAGUUUGCUGUGGGCAGGAGAGGCAGUCAUACUCGUGCUCUCUCAACUUUGCCCAGCACUGCCUUCCACAGUUCUCUCUCUAUUUGUCUGUCUCUCUCUUUCUCUCUCUUUAGUUGUUCCUCGCUUUGGAGCAUUUCCAUUCCUUGUUUUCAUUUCUUUCCAUACCAGCCUUUCUCACUUAUUUUAUCUAUACAUCUCUCUAAUUGUUCUCACUUUUAUCCCGGCUGCAUCUUUCUGUCCAGCUUUCUUUCGUCCUUCUUCCAGGACUAACAGGGGCAAUCUUCAGGCUGCCACAUGGAGUCACGGUAUCAUGGACAUCACCCUCUGACUUCGACAAGCCUGCCCACGCCGUUCAUGGCAUGGAUGAAGUGGCCUUAUGUGGAAGGUGAGCAGGGGCCAAGCUGUGUGGCCCCCGGGGGCCCCGGCCGUGUGUUGCUGCAGGAGCUUCUCUGGCAGUUAGAACACAGAGAGCGGCAGGCUUUGGAGGAAGAGCUGCAACAUCGCUUCUCCCACAGCAGCAGUCUGGCAUACAGACGCCCCCUUGCCCGGCCCAGCUUGCUUGCCCUGAUGCCGUCCUCCGAGUGCAGGCAGCUGGAGCGCCUCUGUGCCCGCAUCCCACCCUCACACACUGCUACUGUCCUCUCCAGGUUCCGUGACAUUUUGGCUCACAAUGAUGUCCUUCCCUGGGAGCUUGUGUGCGUCUUCAAGCAGGUGCUGAAGGACUUCCUGAGAAGGCAGGACGAGUACAGGCGUCCAUUCCCUCUGCCCCCGCCAACACUACUUCCUGUUUCUCCUCCUCAUGCAGAAAGCAAUGGCAGCACCCGACAGUCAAGGAAAUCGCCUUCUGCCACACCCUCACCUGAAGGGCAGGAGAGGCAUAGAGAAGAGAUCCCCACCAUCUCCAGCUAUGUGGACAGGCAUUUGCGCAGCGCCUGCCCUUAUGCUGUCCAAAGAGACUGUCUGCCCUACUGCCAGUCCUUGCCCUAUGACUGCCCUGAAGCUUACAGCACCACUCUGUGAAGGGCAUAAAUAGCUCAGAGAAACCCUAGUGACCACUGUGUCCUUCCUCUGCAGAAUCACCCCUUGGACUCACACCCAGGACUGUAGUAAUGAGAGCAUGCCAGUAGUAUGAGUCAUUGUACAAGCAAGAACAAGGCGUGGGUAUGUUUUUUUUUAAAUAUGAGGGACUGCCUUUCCAGUAAUGGAUCAUAGUGACUCACCAAACAGGUUUAUGGACUGGACCAAGGUCUAAGAAAGAUUAAUAUACAGAUUUGAAAUUAAUAGAGUCUAUUUAAUUAAAUGCACAAGUCAAUUUGUUGCAUUGUUUUACAUUCCACUUUUAAACUAAAUGAAAUUUUUGCAAAGACUUUGUAUAUGCAAAGGUCAGAGACCACCCUUCAUUUGUUUCACUUCUUGGAUUCAUAUUGCAGCAUUGGCAGACAUUCUUUUCCAGAGCAACUUACAAUUUGAUCACUUUAUACAGGUAGGCAAAGGUAGUGUUAGGAGUCUUGUCCAAGGACUCUUAUUGAAAUAGUGUAGGAUUCUAGUCCAGGCUGGGGAUUAAACCCCUGUCUGCAGCAUAGAAGGCAGAGAGCAUUGCCCACUACACUACACCAACCUCUGCCCAGCAUCAGGAAAAUAGCAGAAAUAAUAUAUUUAACAGAAAAUUACACUGGAUUACAUACAAUAUUCCAUUCUUCAGUAUUUUGUUUGUCAACCCUUGUUCUUGUUAUCCAAGUAAUCCAAAAAACACUUGGUGAUGUUAAGAUCUGGACUCUGGGGUGAUCGGUCCAUUGUUUUGAAUAUGCUAGUGACCUCUUUGUUUGAUUUGCAAAUGUUACACAUUUAUAUAGCAUUGACUCGGCUUCUCACAGUAGAAGGAUGGACAGAAACUCCUGUGGAUAUCUUCAGAUCUGAAGCGAGAGUGGAGCUUGAUUUUCUUUCGAAGAUGAAAGAUGUAAGUGCUGUUUAUCUGAUGGUGAGUUUUGGUGGUCCACUGGCUCUCACACAGUUGUCAGAAGUUCCAUUUUCUCCCUAUCUUUUAAUACUCCAGUGUUUGAAACUCCUCCUGAAAACUGCUUAUGCAAAUUGAUGAUUUGUACUCAAUCUCCUCAGACGUAUGUCCCGAAUCACUUGCACUUAAUGACUAUUUUGACUGGAAUCUAAAUAAAUGAAAGGUGCACGGACUUUUGCACAAAAUUGUAUGUCAAAUAUUUUCUUGAGAAAUGAGAGUUUGGUCUCUACAUGCUUAAAUGUACACAUGCAUCCCAAAGAGCAGGAGCUUGGUGUGGAUGAGGGGGUAGGAGAAGACUGUGAGCAGCACAAACAUGGGCAUACGAUAGUGCUGCCUAAUCUGCCUUGUUUGCAGUUAUGUUUCUGGAUUAGAGAGCAGAGAUUAGCCUGUGGGCAAAGGAGAGCACAGCACUGCUUAUGCCUCAGUAGAUCUUCCUCUCUGCAUGCAACCCAAGAAUUAUUUAGCAAGCUUUGUUUUUCACAGACAACUGUUGUGUGUGUACAUCAAGGGUAAUACCUUUUCCUUUUGUGUAGUGGAUAGGUGAGCUAUAAUUAUAUCAACACGAAGCCUAAAAUUGCAAAUUAAGAAUGCAUGGGACAACAAGGACGUCGAGGCAAUGUGAAAGAGCCAUGGGACGUUCUUCUUUUACUGUGGAACACCAGCAGGCCCAAAAAGAGUGUGUGUUUUUGUACUAGCAGAAUACUGUAGACUGUUACUCAAAAGCCCACCUUUAGUCACUGGUCAUUUUUUGUCUAAUAAAGUGUCUGUUUUAUUGUAAAUGAAUGAACAUAGACCAAACACUGCUACUAUUCAGCAAAAUGUUACAUGCAUUUUGUAAUUCUCUAAGCUUGUAUUUACCAUUUGAUAAUCAUAUGUUUGAUGCCUUGACCGAAUUACUGAAUAAUUUAAAUAAAGGGCACAUAAUUUGG